This is a messenger RNA of Thelazia callipaeda (thelaziosis nematode), 699 nucleotides long. The record is from the annotation of a GenBank genome assembly. NCBI's taxonomy places the organism in Eukaryota, Metazoa, Nematoda, Chromadorea, Rhabditida, Thelaziidae.
AUGGAAUCUUUCCUGAAAAGCAUAUGGCAAGCUUUGCAGAUUUUCAAAUCUUUAUUACAAGUCUUGCAUAAUUUCAGAGUGACAAAAGAAGAUGGCACAGUAAUAACAGAGAAACGCACUAUAAAAGGGGAAUUUAUUUGUUCUAAUAAGGAUGACUCGCGUAAAAUGUCGCAUCGUUUGCGAAAAAAAUUACAUUAUCGUAAAAGAUGUGGAUAUAUAGUGGAUCUGAAACCAGAUUUACAAAUGGCAAAUGUCGCAGAAGGGGUUUAUCUUGGAAGUCAGGAUGUAGCUCACGAUUAUGAUGUUCUAAUGCAGCAUAAAAUCAGUCACAUAAUUAACUGUGCGACUGGUGUGAAUAAUAUUUUCUUGGAUACUAUUGAAUACCUUACUUUUGAUGUAUUGGAUGUACCGUGGACUAAUUUGGAGCAGCAUUUUGAAGAAUGUCAUAAGUUUAUGAGAAAAGCUAUAGAAAAUGGUGGGAAUGUCCUUGUACAUUGCAACGCUGGUAUCUCGCGAUCAGCUACUAUCGUACUUUCAUAUCUCAUGCGUUAUAACAAACUCUCAUUGAGUGAAGCUCUAGUUCAUGUAAAUAAAACCAGAAAAGUUUGUCCGAAUCCUGGUUUUAUUCAGCAGUUGGUGAAAUAUGGGAAGAAAUUACCAAGCAAAAGUAAUAUACUUGAGAAUAACCAAGAAAAAUGA